AUGGACAAGUCAAGCACCGCCUACACGGAGGCCGAGUUUGACAAGGCAAACACCCGCGAACAUGUCGAAGAGAUAGCAUUGGCACGGGUGACAGAGGAGGAUCUAUGGAAGCUGUCAGAGGAAUCCCUGACCGUUUGGUCAUGGACAGGCGUCCGUCUGGGACUCAUCAUGUUCAUUCACGGCUGCAAUCAGGCUGGCUUCGGAGUGGACUGGGGAGUCAUCAGCGGCAUCAACUCUAUGGGCCCAUGGCAUGACUACUUCGGCUUCGGGACAAGUGGUGGUACUUAUGGCCUGCUGAAUGCUCUGAUGCAGAUCGGGACAGUCUGCGGGUCUCCCUUCAUGGCUCUAUCGGAUGUCAUCGGUCGUCGCGGAAUCAACUUCGCCGGGAAUGCCAUUGUCAUAUUCGCGUCCCUGAUGCAGGGCCUCGCGGUGAAUCUUCCUAUGUUCAUGGCCGGUCGGUUCUUCAUGGGCUUCGGCACGGCAUUGAUGUCCAGCUCGCAGUAUAUUGGUGAGAUCGCGCCCAUUCAUCUGCGCGGUCGCAUGGUCGGUUUCUUCGGUGCUUGCUUCCAGGUCGGUAGUCUUGUUAUGCUCGGCGCUAUGGUCGGGCUCUCAAAUUUACCAGGAAACAACUGCUGGCGUAUCCCUCUCAUCCUCGAGGCUUUGUUCCCGGCUAUUGUCUGUAUUGGAAUAUAUCUUAUCACGCCAGAGUCACCUCGUUACUACGUGUUGAAGGGAAAUCGCCAAAAGGCCAAGGAGAUCAUCGCCAAGUACCACACGACUAGUACCGAUAUCAAUGAGCCUAUUGUCGAGAUUGUCGUCAGACAGAUUGAAGAGUCUCUCGAGAACGACCGGACAGGCUACAGAUCUUUCUGGGACUUCCGGGUCUUCUUUACCAAGGUGGCCCGCUACCGACUCUUUGUUCUGGUUCUGUACUCGCUUUUCCAGCAGUGGAAUGGAGGUGGAAUCAUCACAUACUACUUGGUUCCGUGCCUCGAGCAGUUGAACAUCGAUGGCCCCAAACAGCAACUCGGCAUCAACAUCGGCACCACGGCUGUAUACUUUGUGUUCACGGCCGUUGGCUCACUCUUAGUGGACAAGUUAACCAGGCGGAUCAUGAUUUUCGUAGGCCUCAUCAGUAUGAUCAUCUUCCAGACAGCCACCACCAUUACAUCGUGGCAAUAUUCAUUACAAGCCACCUCGGCCGCGGCCGCACUCACGCUCCUCUGGAUCUUCCUCUAUCAGACCUUCUCGGCGACCUUUGUUGCCACCAUGCAUAAUCUGUACCCGAUCGAGAUUCUGUCACUACCUCUCCGUGCCAAGGGCAUGGGUCUGUACAGUCUCAUCCAAGGCGGCGCAGGAGCAGCGCAGUCUUACGGAAUUGGAGUCGGGAUUGCAAAGGUCGGAUACAAGAUUUGGGUUGUGUACAUUGCGUACAACUCCAUUCAGCUGGCGUUGUCCUACUUCUUCUUCCCCGAGACUGGCGGUCUGGCUCUGGAGGAGAUUAACACGGUGUUUGAAACCCCGGGGAUCCACCCGGUGAAGAUGUCGUUGGAUAUUCAAAAGGCCAAGAAGGCAAGAGCCGAUGCAGCCCGGGAUGAAGAGGCUGAACUAUGA
Penicillium olsonii is the source of this 1614-nucleotide messenger RNA. The record is from the annotation of a GenBank genome assembly. NCBI's taxonomy places the organism in Eukaryota, Fungi, Ascomycota, Eurotiomycetes, Eurotiales, Aspergillaceae.